Messenger RNA from Pungitius pungitius (ninespine stickleback), 2334 nucleotides. RefSeq names its product calpain-1 catalytic subunit-like. Gene Ontology annotation, biological process: proteolysis. Gene Ontology annotation, molecular function: calcium-dependent cysteine-type endopeptidase activity. The transcript is spliced from 22 exons. The record is from RefSeq and is a predicted model, not a curated record. NCBI's taxonomy places the organism in Eukaryota, Metazoa, Chordata, Actinopteri, Perciformes, Gasterosteidae. Gene Ontology annotation, cellular component: cytoplasm. Bases 76 to 2175 code for a protein of 699 amino acids.
AUUGUAUAAGAACUGGAGCUUCUCCUCUUUUGAACUUACUCUUCCACAGACACGUCCCCUGGAGAGACUGCAGCGAUGGCUUCCCCCGGUGCGUGCAUGAGCAUCCUCAACGCCCGUAACACCAAAAACGGCUACGGGACCUUCGCCAAACCCGAGGCGUUUCUCGGCCAAGACUACGAGUCGCUGAAACAGUACUGUCUCAUCCAAGGGGUGAGGUUUGUCGACAAAAUGUUCCCCCUCGACGAGAGGUCCAUCGGGGGAGGUCUGCUCGAACCUGCUGAGUUGAGCCGAGUGGAGUGGCUCAGACCCGCGAAACUGGUUCCAAAUCCAUCUUUUGAAACUGCCGGGAUUUCCAGGUUUGACUUUGGUCAAGGACUCGUUGGAAACUGCUGGUUUCUCGCGUCCAUCGGACCUCUGACGUUGCAGAGAGACAUCUUUCAGCAAGUUGUUCCUCUUGACCAAAGGUUUGAUGAGAAAUACUGCGGGCUGUUCCACUUCAGGUUUUGGAGAUUUGGAAAAUGGGUGGACGUCGUUAUUGAUGAUAAACUACCAACACUUGAUGGAAGACUGAUCUUCGUUCGGUCCAAAGACCCGACUGAGUUCUGGCCUGCUCUGCUCGAGAAGGCCUAUGCCAAAGUGUGUGGCUCCUACUCGGACAUGAAUUCCGGAACCCCCGACGAGGCUUUGGUGGACUUCACCGGAGGUGUUCACAUGUGUAUUGAACUACAAGACGCUCCUCGAGACCUUUGGGAACUGAUGUGUAGAGCCGGCCGGUCCAAGUGCCUGAUGGGCUGUGGUACACCGCAGGGGGAGACAGCCAAAAACAACGUGUUACCCAAUGGAUUGGUCCAAGGCCACGCCUACGCCGUCACGGCGGUCAAGCAGAUGAUGAAUAAUGGAAAACCGGUACAGCUGGUACGUCUGUGGAACCCCUGGGGCGCAGGAGAGUGGAACGGAGCUUGGAGUGAUAAGUCGUCUUUGUGGCAAACGGUGAGUCCUCAAGAUCGUGAGAUGUGCCUUUCAAUACGUGAUGAUGGGGAGUUUUGGAUGACCCUGGAGGACUUCUGUAAAUUCUACUCAAUACUUGACAUCUGCUGCCUGUGUCCCGAUUUCCUGGAUGGAGAGUCUUCAUGCCAUUGGAAGACCGCCUACUAUGAAGGACGAUGGGUUGCAGGAACAACUGCUGGAGGAUGCAUGAACAACAUCGACAGUUUCUGGACUAAUCCACAAUAUCGUUUCAAGAUUGAUGAAUUGCUCAGUGAAUGUUCUUCGGAGCAGGGUGAGAAGAACAUGCUGGUGUCUCUCAUGCAAAAGCCCGACAAGAGAAACAGACGCGUGGCCCAAAAUCUCCCCAUUGGAUUCUCUGUUUUUGAGGUGACUGGAGAGUUCAAGGCACAGAGGGGGAAGUUCCCAACCGCUUUCUUCAGGAGGAACGGACCUGUUGCUCAAACUAAAGCCUACAAGAACGCGCGUGAGGUGAUGGCGUUCGUCGCACUGAAGCCCGGCGAAUACCUGAUUGUGCCGUCAACCUACAAUCCAAAUGAGUCGGCCUCCUUCAUCCUGACAAUCGUCUCCAAGGCAGAGACCCACAUCCAGGAGAACUCCGGUGGGCAUGACCACGCGCAGAAGGAUGUCCAAGAGCCCAACCCGAUCGAGAAUGGAGUGGUGGACGAGACGAAGAGAACCGUGUUCCGUCAGUACUCUGACAUGUAUGAGGAGGUGGAUGCCGAGAAGCUCCAGAAGCUUCUGAAUGAACACAUCCUAAAAGGAGACAUGAAAUCUGGAGGCUUCAGCAUUGACGCCUGUCGCAGCAUGGUUGCUCUGAUGGACGCAUCCAUCACCGGAAAACUGAAUGACGGGGAAUUUGUUAAUUUGUGGAACAAGGUCAUCGGGUACAAGGAGGUUUUCUUCCGCUCGGAUGUGUCACGAUCAGGAACACUUUCCCUCAUUGAGCUGAGGAACGCAGUCAUGGCCUCAGGAAACCCCAUCAGCGACAGCAUUCUGAACCUGAUGGCGCUGCGCUACGGCACCUCCUCUGGACACAUCACGCUGGAGAGCUUCAUCAGUCUCAUCCUCCGCUUUGACCGCGUGAACCAUAUCUUCAAACUUUUGUCGAAUGGAAAGGACAUGACUCUUCGCGAGCAAGAGUGGCUGUACCUUUCGAUGUACACCUAAUCUGACCGAGGUCGGCUACCAAAGGUGUUCUUUUGCAAAAGAAAUUUUACGUGUUAAGUCUGUAAGAUUUUAGUUGGACGUGUUGAAAUAAGCAAAUCACUUUGUACUUUACGAAAUAAAUGCACUAUCCAAACCUGUUUAUGUGUCUAAUGAAUAUAC